Molecule: messenger RNA, 2904 nt
Organism: Kwoniella shivajii
Lineage: Eukaryota; Fungi; Basidiomycota; Tremellomycetes; Tremellales; Cryptococcaceae
Exons: 4
Coding region: 1-2904 (967 amino acids)
Source: RefSeq, a predicted model, not a curated record
AUGUCAAAUAUAUAUGGAAGUCAACUGGAACCGUUCGAGGAGCAUCAAUCACCCUCGCCUACAGAAACCACCGACAAUCCUUACGAAACAACGUUAGCUUCUCGUUCUUCAUCUUCCCCGCGUCGAAGGGGAUCAGGUCCACCUUCACCAGUGAAUACAGUCAAUACACUUCAUCGCCAACUUUCUGGAGAUCCUGAAUCGCCUCCUCCAGCUUGGAAACGUCGACCAACCGUAUCAACUAGACAAUCUAGAAGUCCAAACCAAAACAGUAAUAUCAAUACAAACGUAGAAAAUAAACCUUACUCACCUGUGGAUGUUGAUUCCGCAUCGAUUUCAAGAAGUCCAAGAUCACCUUCUGAAACAUCUGUAAAAUCUCGUCAUUCCAUAAACAGUAAUAAUCGUAGAUAUCCACCGUCCAAUCUAACAAUGACAACUACCGCAGCUAUGCGGAACCCAGUGGGUCUACCGAAUGGCAUGUUCUUACAUGAAUCACCAAAUGGCUCUUCGACCUCUUUGCACGAUGGCGAACUGGUUUUGCCGAACCCUGCAUUCCGUAGACGAAAUGUGAAUGGAAACGGCUCAAGCUCAAAUAGAUCUUCGAUAGCUUUGAAUCAAGAUUUAAGUAGUUUGACAAGUGAAGAAUUAUGGGCGUUAGGUCAAGAUCAAGAUAUCCCAGAUAUGAGUAAUCCCAUGCGUCAAGCUGCUGAAACUCCUUUGGACACAGUAAAAAGAAUGAGCAGAAUGGUUGAUAAAUCAGAUCAGACUUAUCACGGUGGAUUACCAGGAGAUGUAAUCUGGCCUAUGGCACCACCUGUACAAGAGAUCUCACCGUCUAUCAAAUCCAAAUCUUUCACAAAUGUUGCUUCGUUGGGUAUGUCAAAUAGAAGGAUGUCGCGUCGAUCUAAAUCACGUCAAUCUUCCAUCGAUAUGACCUCGCCCAAAGAUAUCGAUGGACCUUACAACAAUGGAGGACCGAUGCCCAAUUCGCCGGGAGUCAACGGAAUGGGUGUCUUAUCUUCGGCUCAUUCGUCUUCUACCUCUUUGACUUCUCAAGCCUUACCACCUAAUAAAUCGUUUUCUAGUAUCGGAAAUCGACCUCCCUCGACCUACUACUCGAGAGACUUCUUAAGCAGUUUAGCGCCCAGAGAGGGUGGAUAUGCCAUUGCUGCACAGAUGGGUGGUGGUCUAGGUGCAGCAGGUACGAUGAGCGUGGAAGAGAAGAGGAGAAGUACAAUAGUAGAUGAUGGUAGAUCGAGGACAAUGGGUUCAAGAGCGCCACCUUCAAAAUCUGCAGGUAUGGGUAGAUGGAGUUUGGAUGGAGGCGAGAACUUUGGUCGACCUUAUGCUACUGCUUCGGCUGCGACUACCUCAUCCAACUUAUCCGCACCACCAAUCAAUUCGGCUGAACCUUCACCCACGGCGGAAGAACGUACUCGUUAUCUCCCUGAAGGUGCUUCGCCAGCUUACACUGCCCCUUCAACAUCUUCCGGACCAUCUAUACCCAUCUCUACCACACCUCCCAGUCGGUCUCCUUUAGUUCAACAAGCACCAACAGCAGAGGAACUCCCUUCACGAUCUGCAAUUCCCCCUCCUCCUCCAAUCCCCGUCAGCAACAUCGCUCCUCCACCUGCUUUGACAACCAAGAAGUCCAAGAAACAACUGGCGAAAGAUGCGAAAGCAGCUGAAAAAGCAGAGGCGGUGAAAGUUGCCAGGCAAAGAGCUGAAACCGCUCGAGCAGAGGCGUUAAGGAAACAAUCCGAAAGGGAAGAAGCAAAGAGGAAAGAGAAGGAAGAUAAGGCUAGAUUGAAAGCAGAGAAGAAAGCUGCUAAAAAGGGAAAAGGUAUUUUUGGUCUUUCCAGUAGUUCUUCAACUUCAGCUACGGCUGCGCCACCGAAAACUCAACCUAUUCAACCAAAGCAGACUGCUCCACCAGUAUCUCAGCAAAUAUCUUCUCGUAACCCACCUGCUCCUACUCCGAUUCCUAUUCCCCAGGCAACCACUGACGCUACCGAUUCAGCUCAAAGCAUCACUGGCACGCCUUUCCCUCAGCCAGCGCAAUCGUCUCAAAGCGCUUACAAAAUCCCUCUCCGCGAUACGGUUGAAACACCUCGAGCAACACAUCAUUCGAUGCCGCUCAAUGCCACUGCUCCCGCAAACAAGCCUCCUACCCCAUCCUCCUCGACCCGACCGCCUAUAGAACCAAAACGUUCAUUAUUCGGUACCAUGAAAAAGAGAUUCUCCUUUGUUGGUGGAUCCGACUACAAAGGAGCUCAAUCCAAUAGCAGUGCUCCACCUGUGCCAAAGCUUCCACCCACCCCUUCUUCCCCGGUGGUGUCAAAGGAGCGAACUGACAUAGUGACAUCACCUGCCUCAUCGAAUGCGACUGCUCUUCCACCUCGAGGUGAAUCAUUAACAGCAUCGACUUCGAUUAGUCAAGCCAUCAGACCUGAAGAUAAUGGUUCUAUCUCUGACCCAAACGUACAAUCACCCUCAUCACCCAAUUUCAACCUCGCCAAAACCAUUUCUCGUGAACAAGCAUCGUCAUCACCUUCUCGCAAGAGAAACUCGCUACACGGACCUAGACCAAUGCCUGACAACAAAUCAAGGCCCACAUCGGUGAUGACUCAUUCGUCAGAACUUGCUGGACAUGGUCAAAAUCAAACUCAAGAGAAUUUCGGACCUGUGACACCUUCAACCUCAGGUGAUUCAGGUUCAUACAUCCAAUCUUACGGUUCGCAUAUGACUUCAAUCACCCCAAUCACUUCACCUGAAGAUGACAAUUCAUUCAACAAUAACAGUACCAACGAAGAUUUCGAACAAGAUCCUAAAAGAUUAGGAAGUGGUGAUUCAAAUAAAACCAUUCAUGCUGGAACUACAAAUCCAGUCCAACCAAUUCUGGCUUAA